This is a messenger RNA of Sebastes umbrosus (honeycomb rockfish), 1575 nucleotides long. Its product is annotated as keratin, type I cytoskeletal 13-like. The transcript has 7 exons. Bases 56 to 1435 code for a protein of 459 amino acids. The record is from RefSeq and is a predicted model, not a curated record. Gene Ontology annotation, molecular function: structural molecule activity. Lineage: Eukaryota; Metazoa; Chordata; Actinopteri; Perciformes; Sebastidae.
UCUCAGUCCAUCUCAUUCUCUCCAAGGCAGGCAGACCUCCUGAGCACUCUUCAAAAUGUCGAGUUUUUCCCAGCGUUCAGGCAUGAUUGGCUAUGGAAGACUCUCUGGUAGUGGUGGUGGUGGUGGUGGUGGUGUAGUCUCAAUGCGAAGGGCGACCAGCGUGUAUGGUGGUGCAGGUGGCUCUGGGUCAAGAAUGUCAGUUUCCUCUGGCAAAUUCGGCGGUGGAGGUGGUUAUUUUGGAGGGGGAUCAUCCGGAGGCUUUGGAGGGGGAUCAUCCGGAGGCUAUGGCUUCGGCGGAGGCUCUGGCGCAGGCUUCGGCGGAGGCUUCGGUGGAGGCUUCGGCGGAGGCUCCGCCGACAUGGACCUCCAUGUCGGGGCCAAUGAGAAGGCCACCAUGCAGAACCUGAACGACCGUCUGGCCUCCUACCUGGACAAGGUGCGCAGCCUGGAGAAGGCCAACGCUGAGCUGGAGCUCAAGAUCCGCCAGUUCUUGGAGAGUAAGACCUCCCCCUCUGCCCGUGACUACUCCGCGUACAUGGCCACCAUUGCUGACCUGCAAAACAAGAUCCAGCUGGCCACCUGUACCAAUGGAGGCAUCUAUCUGUCCAUUGACAAUGCAAAACUGGCAGCGGACGACUUCAGAACCAAGUUCGAAAAUGAGCUAGCCAUGCGUCAAUCAGUGGAGGCAGAUAUCGCCGGUCUAAAGAGACUGUUGGAUGAGCUGACACUGUCCAGAUCAGACCUGGAGAUGCAGAUAGAAGGCCUCAAGGAGGAGCUGAUCUUCCUCAAGAAGAACCACGAGGAGGAAUUGCUAGCAAUGAGAACCCAGAUGGGCGGACAGAUCAAUGUGGAGGUGGACGCAAAACAACAGCCAGACCUGAGCCUCAUUAUGGCUGAAAUUCGUGAGCAGUAUGAGGGCACGGCCGCCAAGAACAAGAGAGACCUUGAUAGCUGGUUCCAAUCAAAGUCAGAGGUGCUGAACAAGGAGGUGGCAGCCAGCACAGAAAGUCUCAAUACGUCCAGGUCAGAGAUCUCUGAGAUCCGUCGCACACUGCAAGGCCUGGAGAUCGAGCUACAGUCCCAACUCAGCAUGAAAUCGUCCCUGGAAGGCACCUUAGCAGAGACAGAGGGACGGUAUUCCAUGCAGCUCCAGGGCCUCCAGUUUCAGGUGACGAGCCUGGAAGAACAGCUGACGUGUAUGCGUGUUGACAUGGAACGCCAGGGCCAAGAAUACAAAAUGCUGCUCGACAUCAAGACCCGUCUGGAGAUGGAGAUCGCAGAAUACAGGAGGCUCAUGGAUGGAGAGGGCAGUGCUGGUGCUGGUUCAAGUUCAAGUUCCUCCUCAUCUAGCAAGGUGGUAAUAGUCACAGAGGAAUUGAGGGAUGGCAAAGUGGUGUCCUCCUCCUCCUCCACCACCCAGAGAACAUCAUCAUAAUCAUCUACAUCUAAUGUGUCUCGUGCAGCAAACGCAAAACCAGGUGCCACACCUGAAAACCACAAGCAACAUAUGAAUCCAAUUCUUCCUUCACAUACACAUGUGAAUGCAAUAAAAUGAUGCCAGUUUGCUGACUACCA